Molecule: messenger RNA, 2520 nt
Organism: Bombus pyrosoma
Lineage: Eukaryota; Metazoa; Arthropoda; Insecta; Hymenoptera; Apidae
Product: nose resistant to fluoxetine protein 6-like
Exons: 10
Coding region: 1-2379 (792 amino acids)
Molecular function (GO): acyltransferase activity, transferring groups other than amino-acyl groups
Source: RefSeq, a predicted model, not a curated record
AUGAACCAAAUGUGGUAUCUCGUCGUUCUUUUCGCAAGCUUCGCGAUCUGCGGGAUGAUAGCUUCGACCGUUCCAGAGAAUUCAGUACGAGACUCUUUGGCGGACCAGCGAGUAAGAACUUUUACCGAUGCCGACAAGAUUCCGGAUAGAAAUUGGACCACGUUGUCGGAAGCGUUGGACCUCUUCGAUGUGCGUUAUCUUGCCAAGAAUUGGACAGAAGGGAAAUAUCCUGUUCAGGAGCAAUGUGCCAAAGAUAUUACGAGGUAUAUCAAAGGAUUGAAGAAUCACGAAGACUGGGCUAUAAAAGCGAAUGAUGCUUCGGGCAGAUAUACCAACGGCUUCCUAUGGGGAAACUCCUACUAUGUCGGUUCAGCUAUCCAGUGUGCCUACAUCAACGAAGACUAUGGAAGAAAAAUAGUGAAAAUCAAAGAGAAACCGAUGGAGGAGGCGAAAGAAUUUAACAGCGAACCGCGAAAAAUACACGGCGGCCUCACUGAAAAUAAUCUCUGGACCGGGACAAGAUCGAAUAAGUCGCCUCAUAAAUUGGGAUUUUAUAUGAUGACCAUUUCAGUGAAUACCACUUUAUUUCCUACGACAAGAAUGAUUUAUCUAGGAGUAUGUUUACCUUUCUCGUGCAACGCUUCCGACGUUUCUGUGAUAGCAAAACUUGCUGGCAGCGAACAGGCGAUGAAACAUUCGACGCUUCACAAGGUUCGAGAUCAGCAUGAUAUGUACGAUAUGUACGAGGACCCAGUCUUCUGGAUUCUAUCUGGUGUGACCGUUGUGGUUGUCUUGCUGAUGGCAAUUGGGACCGGAUAUGAUAUUUAUAUAACGAGAAAAUAUACUCGAGGAAGAAAAGUGAUUUACGAUUUGGAAAAGCACGCGAAACUUAACCAGUUAACUGGCAGAAGUCAAAAGUCUCUCAAUACUGCUUUUCAAGGUAAGGUCUACCUUCCUGUUCCAGCGGCGGAAGCUAUCAUCAACGGACCUCAAUCCUUAACAGUUAAUAACAACAACGAUCACGAAGGUAGUCUACGCUCAGCCAGUCCGAAAGUACAUAAAUUCAGUGUCUUCGAGGAGUUGCUGCUUUCUUUCUCGGUUCGAGCUAAUGUAAAAAUUAUUUGCGACGAUAAAGUCGGUGGUGAUACGAUCAGUACCAUUCAUGGUCUCAGAGCGAUAUCUAUGGCCUGGGUUAUUCUCGGUCACACUUGUAUUAUCGUCUUCAAGUACUCGGAUAAUAUGGAAUAUCGAAAAAUCGUGGAAAGAAAAUUCCUCUUUCAAACUAUAACGAACGGAGCUUUCAGCGUCGAUACGUUUUUCUUCAUGGGUGGCUUACUCGUGAGUUUCCUCUACUUCAGGACAAACGCGAAAGGAGACUUGAAUAAACUCACGCAGGGCACACGGGGCAUCGUCGCAGGUGGCCUCAAGUUCAUCGGUCUUCUCAUGUACCGAUUUUGUAGACUCACAGCUCCCUACAUGUUCAUACUCGGAGUUAAUCAAAUCGUAAUGAAAUGGUUUCAUUCGAAUUCCGUGUUUGAACCACCGACCGCGGAUCAUUACAACUGUCCCAACUACUGGUGGAGGAAUUUACUCUAUAUCAAUACUUUAUUCCCGGUAGACCAAAUGUGCAUGAUUUGGAGCUGGUAUGUUGCGGAUGACACUCAAUUUUACAUUAUUGGCGCCGUGAUAUUAGUUUUAGCGACAAACCACUUUAAAAUUGCAACCUUCGCGAUGACUACUUUACUACUAAGCUCCUGGAUAACAACAGGAUACAUUGCUUUGAUAAAUAAUCACAUGCCAAGCUCGGACGACCCGUUGGCGCUUUUCGAUAAGAUCUACGAUAAACCAUGGACUAGAUUAGGUCCUUAUCUUAUAGGCAUGUCGGUAGGAUACUUCCUUUUCAAGACUGAUUGCAAAAUAAGAAUGUCCAAGACGACAAUUUGCAUAGGAUGGCUCCUUUCUUCGGCAUCUCUUUCAAGUUUAUUGUAUGGUCUGUACGAAACAGAACUUAGUCCUAUAAUGGCAGCUAGUUAUUCUUCGUUAAGUCACAGCGUAUGGGCGCUUGGUUUAUCGUGGAUCGUCGUUGCAUGUAGCACAGGUUACGGAGGAUACGUGAAUAGUAUUCUGUCAGCACCGAUUUUAUAUCCAGUUAGCAGAAUAACGUAUUGCGCUUACUUGGUACAUCCGCUUGUGAUUCGAAUGACGCCUAUGAACUUGGACUCACCACUUCAUUUAGGAAAAUAUACCAUGAUGAUCACUUUCUUUGGAGCACUGGUUUCAUCGUAUAUAUUAUCAUUUGUCAUAUCGGUAUCCUUCGAAGCUCCUAUUGUGAGCAUGUUAAAGAUACUUUCCCCCAAGAAACGGAAACGCAUACAAUGAUGCAACGACGCGAUAAUUUGGCAUACUAUAUUUCAUAAAAUUAUUUGUCUUUAUUCUAUGUAAUUAAUGUAAAGAAGAAAUUAGGAAUCAGUGAGAAAAUAUAGACGCGUGCGUAAAAAUUAAGCACAAUUAUGCAUUAUU